Colletotrichum destructivum is the source of this 919-nucleotide messenger RNA. RefSeq names its product Putative Marvel domain-containing protein. Lineage: Eukaryota; Fungi; Ascomycota; Sordariomycetes; Glomerellales; Glomerellaceae. Gene Ontology annotation, cellular component: membrane. The transcript has 2 exons. The record is from RefSeq and is a predicted model, not a curated record. Bases 206 to 682 code for a protein of 158 amino acids.
CCUGGAGCCUGUGAAUCACUCGCCCACCGGGUAGUACUUAUUCAACUUGAUCGCCUCCUCCAACCACCUUCGUCUGUUUCCUACUAUUCACUCACACCAUUAAGCAUAGCUGUCGUUGAUACUAUUCCUACUCCUGCUACUGUCAUCACCACCACCACCAACACUACCACCAUAAUCAAACUAUCGCUACAAUACCACAGACAUCAUGGUCUCCCUCGUCCCUAUCGCCCACAUUGUGGCCGCUGUCUUCUCCAUAAUCGAGCUUGGUCUGAGUUCCUAUGUUGCUAGCGGGUACAACGGAUACAACGGCUGGAGCGGAUGGUGGUCGCGCUCCCCUGAUAUCGUUAACUUCAUCAUCUUCAACUCGGUCUGGUCUCUGCUGGUCCUUGCUUAUGUCGGUCUGACACCUCUGUACCUGACCCGCUUCUUCCACAAGCUUGUCUCCCUCGGCUUGCUCGUCAUCACCACCAUUUUUUGGUUUGCCGGCGCCAUUGCCCUCGCUGUCUUCGUUGGCGUCCCUCGCUGCGGCGGCAGCUCCUGGUGUGCAUCCUCUCAGGCCGCUGUUGCGUUUGCCUUCUUCAUUUGGGCUAUCUUCACUUUCCUUACCGUCCUCGAUACCCUCGAGGCCAUGCGAUCGCGCGGCCACAGCACCAAGACCUACCACACCUACCCUGGUGCUUAAUUCGGUGUUUAAGUUGGAGGCCAAACGUCUGAAGAAACGAGGAUGAAGGAAUGAGGCGAUGGAUGGGAAUGAGCGGUUCAGGUUACUUUUCAACGGCCUUUGGAAUGACGUGGAAAUACCCCUCGAGUAUGAAACGGUGUUAUGGUUUUGUUUUUUCGUAUUGUGGAAAUACUUGGCGUCAAAGGGGAAGAAGUGUGGAUUGUUUUUCAGUUGCUACCGUGUGCAGGAAGGUUGCAC